AUGGAGGAGGCGGGUUGCGGGGCGCAGUUCCGCGCCGCCGUUCAGGUUAUCCAAGGGCUGCCCCGGAGCGGUUCGUACCGGCCCUCCUAUGAGGAGAUGCUGCGUUUCUACAGCUACUACAAGCAGGCGACAGCGGGGCGCUGCCAAGGCCCGAGGCCCGGCUUCUGGGACCCCAUCGGCCGGUACAAGUGGGAUGCCUGGCACAGCCUGGGGAGGAUGUCCAAGGAGGAGGCGAUGGCGGCUUAUGUGGCUGAGAUGAAGAAGGUGGCCCAAAAGGUCAUUGACACGGUGCCCAUGGAUGAGACGACGGAGGAGAUGUUUGGGUACUUCGAGCCACUCUAUGAGGUGAUCCACGACAUGCCCCGGCCCCCCGAGGCUUUCUUCAAGAGGAAGGGGCAUCCAAGGGAGCAAGGGGCUGGACGUGGUGGUUCAGAAAGGUCGAGCAGCCCGACUCUGGAGCGCCCCAAAGACACCCUGCCUGGGGAGCAGUGGAACGGGGAGCACAUGCCAGGAGGUGGGCUGGCUCCUGCCGCUGAGGUGCUUGAGGGCAGCCAGGUGACCAGUGACUCCGAGGGGGACGUGUACUGCGAUACCCUGGAGCAGAUGGAGCCUGAGCAGGCUGGGCAGCCGCUGGGUCUCUCCCUGAACAGCGUCCAGGCCGGGCCUGAGCCCCCAACGCCCCGCGGCGCUGGGCGGGGAGAGCAGGGUGAAGGCAGAAGACUAGAGGGGAGGAGCAGCGCUGGCCUUGCAGCCCUUGGCUCUGAGAGAGAUCUCCGGCUUGCCGGGGGAGAGCAGGACACGGGGAGCGCCCCCGAGCUCGCCCAGGGGCUGCCGGCAGAGCUGGAUGCCCACAUGGCCGGCAUCGUCCGAGCCCUGCAGGAUGACAUGCGGCGAGUGCUGGAGCGCCUGAGCGAGCUGGAGAUGUUCGCCUCCGCGCAGGGGGACGCAGCUGGGACCCACCCUGGUCAGCCGCUUGCUCCGCAGGCAACGUCCCUGUGGCCCCUGACCGUCUCCCCACACACCCUGCUCUUCCUCGUCACCUGGCCCUUCGUCACCCAGUGGCUGCUGCGCUGCUGGCAGGGCAGGAAGAGGUGACCGCCGCAUCACCGCCACAUCACCGCCGGCCCCGAGAUGGGGCGCGGGACAGCCCCGCCGGGCUGCCGCCACCCCUCCUUCCCCGUCCUGCUUAGCACGAGCCGGGGAAGCGCCACGGGAUCGACGAGGGAAUCGCCUCACCCAGCCACGGGGUCUCCUGCGGGCCGGGACCCCAGCCCCGAGGGAGGGGGAGCCACCGCGCACCGCUGAUUGCCACCGUCACUCUCAGGGUCUCGCCAGCACCGCCGGGAUGGCAAAGGGACCGGCCGUCCACGGGGAGCGGGGCGUGGGAUCGCCCCUGCGCCCCAAACGGGAUCCCGGGGGAUCCCCUCGCUACCGCGCACAGAUGGACCGGCCGCCCGCCGGCACCGCGGCCCCGGCGCUGGGCGGGUGGGGGGGGACAGCCACCGUCCCCGUCCCCAGAGACCGGUUCCAUGGAGUGCUUGAACAUCCGAACCUGCCUGAAUUAAAGCUGCCUC
Molecule: messenger RNA, 1574 nt
Organism: Gymnogyps californianus (California condor)
Lineage: Eukaryota; Metazoa; Chordata; Aves; Accipitriformes; Cathartidae
Gene: ACBD4
Product: acyl-CoA binding domain containing 4
Exons: 11
Coding region: 1-1095 (364 amino acids)
Biological process (GO): fatty acid metabolic process
Molecular function (GO): fatty-acyl-CoA binding
Source: RefSeq, a predicted model, not a curated record